AUGCCCCCUCGGGGUCUGGGUUUGGAGCAGUUACUGCCAUCCAGCCAGGGAGUCCACAUCUUGGCCCAGGGUUGGGCCUGGAGAGGAAAUAGAAGGACUAAUAUGGAGAGCCUGUCACCUGAAGAACUACCUGGCCAUCCUCAUCAGGAGGAGGCCUCUGCCUGCUGGCGGCUCACUGUGAGGGUCCUGGAGGCUCGGAGCCUGUGCAAGGGUGAUUUGUUGAGUGAGGUGGAUCCAUAUGUGAUCCUACAGUUGUCAACAGCUCCUGGAAUGAAGUUCAAGACCAAAACAGUCAUCAACUCCAGUCAUCCAGUAUGGAAUGAGACCUUCAGUUUCCUCAUCCAAAGUCAGGUCAAGAAUGUUCUGGAACUGAGUGUCUAUGAUGAAGACUUGAUUAUGAAGGAUGACAUUUGCUUCAAAGUUUUCUAUGAUGUCUCAGAAAUCCUCCCUGGCCAACUGUUCCAGAAAACCUUCUCCCUGAAUCCUCGGGGACCAGAAGAGCUAGAUGUGGAGUUCCUGAUGGAAAAAAUGUCAGACCCUCUGGAAAACCUCAUCACCAACAAUGUUCUUGUGGCCCGAGAGCUGUCAUGCCUGGACAUCUGUCUGGACAGAGCAGGGAGCACCGCCAUGGCAGCAGAUCAGGACAAAGUGGAGCUGGAGCUGAUGCUGAAGGGGUCCUAUGAGGACACACAGACAUCUUCCCUGGACACUGCCUCUGUCUUCAGCUUCCACUGUGUGAGGGGUCAAGACAUAGAGCUGAGUGGAUGCCUGAAGAGCUCUAGCGGCAAUGUCUGGAACUCGAAUACCUCAAUCAGGCAUUUCAGUGUACCCCUGAGGUCCCUAGCCACAGGAAAGGACGUGACCAUAGAUAUUCCUGCUACAAAUGCCCCAGUGAAGCUUCAGCUCAAGGCAGACUGUUGUCCUAAGGAGCUGGCUGUGCGACUGGGCUAUGGGCUCUGCCCUGAGGAGCAGGCCUUCCUGAGCAAGAGGAAGCAGGUGGUGGCUGCAGCUCUGAAGCAGGCCCUGCAACUGGACAGAGACUUGAAGGAAGAUGAGGUCCCUGUUGUGGGCAUAAUGGCUGAGGGAGGAGGUGCCCGGGCCAUGAUCUCACUUUAUGGUCACCUAUUGGCGCUGCAGAAGUUGGGCCUCCUGGACUGUGUGACCUACUUCAGUGGCAUCUCAGGCUCAACGUGGACAAUGGCCCACCUGUACCAGGACCCAGAGUGGUCACAGAGGGACCUCGAGGGACCCAUCAACCAUGCCAGGGAGCAUGUGGCCAAGAGCCUGCUGAGAGCAUUCUCCCCUGAGCGCCUGGCAAGCUAUCACAGGGCACUGAAGCUGCGGGAGGAGCAGGGCCACACCAUCACCAUAGCAGACCUAUGGAGCCUGGUGCUGGAGUCCAAACUGCACGGUCAGGUGACAGAUCAGAAGCUGUCGGGACAAAGAGCUGCACUGGAGCAUGGUCAGAACCCUCUACCCCUCUACUUGAGCCUCAAUGUCAAAGAGAACAAUCUGGAUACCCUCCACUUUAAGGAAUGGGUGGAGUUCUCUCCCUAUGAGGUUGGAUUCCUGAAAUAUGGAUGCUUUGUCCCUCCUGAGCUCUUUGGCUCUGAGUUCUUCAUGGGGCGGCUGAUGAGGAGGCUUCCUGAGUCCCAGAUCUGCUUUCUGGAAGGUAUCUGGAGCAACAUUUUCUCCAUAAACUUGAUGGACAUUUGGUAUGAUUUAACCUCUGGGAAAGACUGGAAACAUCGCAUUGCAGACAAGGUCCAGAACUCAGAGGAGACCUUGACCUCCUCUGGAACCUCCUCCUGUGUGGAGGCCUCAUGGCUGCAGCCUGGAACAGCCCUGGCCAAGGCAUUUAAGGGCUUCCUGACUGGCAGGCCAUUCCACCAGUGCAGUGCCAACUUCCUCCAUGGCCUCCAGCUGCACCGGGACUACUGUGACCAGAAAGACUUCUCCACCUGGGCAGACUGCCACCUAGACAACAUCCCCAGUCAGCUGACCCCCAAGGACCCUCAGCUCUUCUUAGUGGACGUUGGCUACUUCAUCAACAGCAGCUGUCCCUCCAUGUUCCGGCCUGGCCGCCAAGUGGACCUCAUACUCUCCUUCAGCUACUCCCAAUCCUCACCCUUUGAGACGCUGCAGCAGGCUGAGAAGUACUGUAGAGGUCGGGGCCUGCCCUUCCCCCACGUGGAGCCCAGCCCUGAGGACCAAUGCCAACCCCAGGAGUGCCAUGUCUUCUCAGACCCCACCUGCCCCAAGGCCCCUGUUCUUCUGCACUUCCCUCUGGUCAAUGGCUCUUUCAGGGACCACUCAGCCCCUGGUGUCCGGCGCAGCCCUGCUGAGCUCCAGGCUGGUCAAGUGGAUCUCACUGGGGCCACCUCCCCCUACAUCCUGUACAACAUGACCUACAAGGAGGAAGACUUUGACCGUCUGCUGAAGCUCAGUGACUACAAUGUGCAGAACAACCAGAGCACCAUCCUGCAGGCCUUAAGGACUCUUCUGAAGUGCAGAGCCAUAGAGGCCAAGCCAUCGGGGGUGCAGACAUGA
This is a messenger RNA of Nannospalax galili (Upper Galilee mountains blind mole rat), 2550 nucleotides long. RefSeq names its product phospholipase A2 group IVD (gene Pla2g4d). Gene Ontology annotation, biological process: glycerophospholipid catabolic process. NCBI's taxonomy places the organism in Eukaryota, Metazoa, Chordata, Mammalia, Rodentia, Spalacidae. Gene Ontology annotation, molecular function: calcium-dependent phospholipid binding; calcium ion binding. Gene Ontology annotation, cellular component: cytosol. The record is from RefSeq and is a predicted model, not a curated record. The transcript has 21 exons. Bases 1 to 2550 code for a protein of 849 amino acids.